Molecule: messenger RNA, 774 nt
Organism: Guyanagaster necrorhizus
Lineage: Eukaryota; Fungi; Basidiomycota; Agaricomycetes; Agaricales; Physalacriaceae
Exons: 7
Coding region: 1-774 (257 amino acids)
Source: RefSeq, a predicted model, not a curated record
AUGCGAGUUUAUGUGCCUCAUUCCAGCCCUUUUGACAAUCAAUUUAUGUCCGGGGAUCCUCAUUUUGAACUCGAUGGAGACGGCAGAAAGCGCGACAUUGGGACCUUAAUUCUCGGCUAUCCCGGUCAUAUUUCAGAUCCUUCCGAAGUCGUCCAUCCCGCAGGACAAUCCUCAACCCGAAUUCCUCUCCUAGCAGCCAAUCAGACGCGCCUUUCUACACCUUCGAGUCUGGAGCGAGGUGCUACAGGGGACACCGGUUCACUGACAUCGGAAUAUGUCGCGAGAAUACCGUUGCUCGCACCCUCGGUCCUAAUCCGUAGCGACCUCGAAUCGCGUAUAAAAAGGACCUGGUUUGUGUUUAGUUUCUUCAACAUCUGCAUCAUGUCUGCUCCAGAAACCAGAUACGCCCCUUCCGACCGUGCCUCUGUUGCCGGGGGACAACUCGUUGGCCAGUCCCACCAGGGAACUGUUGCUCCAAAAGCCGCCGUCAAGCUGCGCUUGGACCUUAACCUGGAGGUUGAGAUCGCCAUCCAGGCCAAGGUCAACGGUGACAUCACUCUGUCGCUGCUUAAACGUAACGUGAAAAUGAGGGAGGGAGGUAGAUUCGGAAUAUGCUCGUCGGGUUUUGCGAAUAAGCUGCAUGCUACCAAAGGAACAAUUGGAUCGUCACAUAAGCCAGCGGACUCUGGUGCGUCCUUCCUCCAUGCAUGGGCUGGCAUGCAAGAGGUCACCUCGGAUGAUUUGCGCGUUGUUGUUUCCGUAUGGGAGAUUUGA